Daldinia decipiens is the source of this 3112-nucleotide messenger RNA. RefSeq names its product Piwi-domain-containing protein. The record is from RefSeq and is a predicted model, not a curated record. The transcript has 4 exons. The coding region runs from base 1 to 3024 and encodes 1007 amino acids. Lineage: Eukaryota; Fungi; Ascomycota; Sordariomycetes; Xylariales; Hypoxylaceae. Gene Ontology annotation, molecular function: nucleic acid binding; protein binding.
AUGUCUCAUCAGAAUCAGGGACGCGGCAGACAGUCAUAUCGUGGCCAAAGCCAGGGUCGUGGCUACGGCCGUGGUCGUAGUUGUGAUCAGAAUCAAGGACAGAAUCAGCCCCAAAAUCCAAAUCCAAGCUGGAACCGAGGUCGGAACCAAAGCCAAAGCCAAAGCCAGAAUCGGGGCCAAAGAAUAGAUCAGUCUCAAGGCCGAGGUUCUAGAUCCAGCCAACAUCGCGAGGUCAACAGACCAGUAGAAAAUCCGCCCGAGCCCCCCGAAGAAAUCACCAAGACCGAGGAUAAAAUCCUAAACUCUGUCAAAAUCCAAGCCGAUGAUUGGAAUAUUACCCCCCGGAGACCGAGAUAUGGAACAGGACGAAACGAGAUCACCCUUUGGGCUAACUACUUCGAACUCGAUGUAGAUACACGCGGAAAACUAUUUCAGUACGAUAUAGUAUUUCCGGACCAGGAAAGAAAGCCUACUGGGAAAAAGCUUGCGCGCGUCGUUAAGUUACUUUUAGAUAGCAAGAAGUUUGAGCCAUACAGUGUAGUUACCGAUUUUGCUACGACACUCAUCUCCCAUACAAAUCUCCCAGAAGAAUCGUUCACGGUAUCCUACUGCGAUGAGCACAACGUUCGAGAGAGUAAAAGUACAAUGAAUUAUAUCGUACAGAUAAAAUAUACGGAUAUCCUACUCAUCGAUCAUUUACUCGAGCAUUUAAAAGAUCCUAACAAACCUUGCGAAAGAGAAAACAUUGUCAAGGCACUUAAUAUCUUUUUAAACCACUACCCCCAAGGCUCGAAAGGCCAUGCCACGAUCGGUUCGAGCAGAUCAUUUCCAUUAGAUGAUACUUCCCGCAUAUGCAAGGGUUUACAGUUUGGCUGUGCUGCAGUCAAGGGGUACUACUCCAGCAUUCGGCCGGCCACUUCGCGAAUCCUCGUCAAUAUAAAUGUCACCUAUGGCAUUUUUCACCAGAAGAAUGGCUUGGCCCAUAUAAUGUCCAACUUUAUUAAGAAAUGGGGUGAUAGCCCUGCGGCUCUUCAGAAAUUAGCGGCAUCCCUUAAAGGGGUCAGAAUCGAACAUAAUUAUCUGAAAGACAAAACAGGUAACCACAUCCGCCGAGUAAGAACCAUCUUUGACCUUGCGUCGAAAGAAGACGGCUCGCCAGAAAAAGACGAGAGAGAUAAAAAGCAGCCGCGGGUACCUUCCUACGGGGCUAAAGCCAAGGAAGUUGAAUUCUGGUUUAAUGAUGGUUAUAUCACCGUCUCCAAGUUCUUCCAAAAAGAAAACAAAGUAACAACGAAUAGCGAUCUACCGCUAAUCAAUGUCGGGUCACGUACGCACCCGACGUAUCUUCUACCGGAUGUAUGUGAAGUGCUGGCUUGGGAGAGAGCCAAGGUAGUUCGAUACGACAAAGAUAUGGUUUCUCGCAUACCUAUCCACGGCCCUUCGGAAAAUGCAAACGAUAUUGAAAACAACGGCUUGAGGGCAAUUGGAAUGUCAAACGGAGACGCUCGUAACAGUAAGAGACUGGAAAAUUUUGGUAUUUCAGUUAGCAAACCCAAGUUGAUCACCGUCAAAGGCCGCAGGUUAUCUGAGCCUGAAAUUCAAUAUAACUAUGGACGUGCGAUAAAGAGUAGUAACUGGAACUUGGAAAACAUACAGCUUGCGUCUAAACCGGUUGAAAAGCGCUGGACAUGUGUGAUUAUACAACCCAGAAAAGAUGAUACAGCACGUCUCAACGAUAGCCUCCAGGAGCUUCACGAUAUGUUGAAGAAAAAUGGCGUGUCCAUCGGAAAACCACAUCCUUCAAACGUUGAAACCAUAUUAUAUCAUGAGGCCAAAGCCCUCGAGAGCGAGCUCCGGAAUGUAUUUGGACGUGUGGCCGAGAAAGUCGACUUUUUACUCGUGGUCUUACCGACGAAAGAAUCGUUUACUUACAAUUACGUGAAGAGACUUGGCGACAUAGAAUAUGGGAUCCCAACUCUCUGCAUUUUUAGAGAUACUCUUAUUCCUAAACCCCGUCCUAGUUACUUCUCUCCUAAACCUUCCGGUAGUUCUUCUGGUAAUUCUUCUAGAAAUGCCCCUAUAGACACCCCUAAAAGGAUUUCUGGGAACCUUGUCGGAAACCUGGCUCUGAAGCUCAAUUUGAAGUUCAAAAACAAUAACCAAACUGUCAACUUAGGAAAACUGGAUUCUAAACUCAACUUAGGGGAAACAAUGAUCGUAGGCAUUGACGUUACCCAUUCUCCAGUCCCGGGCCAACCUAGCAUCGCAGGAAUGGUGGCCAGCAUUGACAAGAACCUCGGGCAGUGGCCUGCUGUCUUGCGGCACCAGGAGAAGCCGCGUAUCGAGAUGGUAACGCACCUGAGAGAGAUGCUUGAAACUCGGCUCAACCUCUGGUGCUCAAGACACAGAUCCUACCCCAAGAACAUCAUUGUCUACCGCGAUGGAGUCUCCGAAGGCCAGUAUAAGCUUGUCGUCAACGAGGAACUCCCAAAGUUGAAAGAUGCAUGCAAGAAGCUAUACAGUCAAGUAGACAUGCCAAGGAUUACCAUCGUCGUUGUCGGCAAACGACACCACACUCGAUUUUACGCCGGAAAGAACAGGGAUAACCCGAGUCCGGGAACAGUCGUCGAUCGCGGCAUUACAGAGGCCCUCAACUGGGAUUUCUUCCUACAGUCACAUAAAGCAAUCAGAGGCACCGCCCGUCCGGCCCACUACUUUGUCGUCCACGACGAGAUAUUCGGGGAUAAGUUUAAAGAAGGAAAUGCGGCCAACGCGCUGGAGAUUUUUACUCAUUCCCUAUGCUACAUAUUUGGGCGGUCGACUGGUCCCGUUAGCAUAUGCACGCCGGCUUACUACGCGGAUAUCGCCUGCAACCGUGCUCGUUGCUACGUUGCUGCUGGUACCACGAGCUCUGCAGCUUCCCAAGCUCAAGUUGCUGGCUCGGCAUCGGAUGGACAACGACCUCUUGGGAGUGAAGGUCUUCUUCUCCAUCCGAGGAUGAAGGAUAGUAUGUUUUACAUCUAAGAAAUUGAUGGGGUCCCUUCCUAGGGGUUCACCCCUUGGGUAUCUAUGAUUUUAGGGUUGAAUUCUGGUCAGAAUAGGGACACGGCAG